Messenger RNA from Adineta ricciae, 2712 nucleotides. The record is from the annotation of a GenBank genome assembly. NCBI's taxonomy places the organism in Eukaryota, Metazoa, Rotifera, Eurotatoria, Adinetida, Adinetidae.
AUGAAAUCUAUAAUAGCCAAUAGUUCCAUCGAUGAUGACACAAGUAAGAUACAUCUCAAUUCUCUUGUAGUAGAACCUUCGACAAUACAGCUAAAGGACACUCGCACAAUACAUAUGGACAUAAAUUUCCUGAUCUGGUUGAACUUGCAUUAUGACGAAUCAAGCGACGACUAUCAAAACUCGAUUGUCUCUCUUCGGCAUGCUAAUAAAACCGUCAAGAUAUUUAAAAAUGCCGAUCAAUGUAUUGAUUUUCUCACAGACAUGAAAACUGAGAAAGUAUUUCUGAUUGUACCAAAUUCUAUCAAUGAAAUCUUAGUACCACUUAUUCACGAAGUGUCUCAACUCAAUUCGAUAUAUAUCUUGUGCACUAAUCCACAGUAUACACAAUCGAUCAAAUCUUGGUCAAAAGUACGGGGUAUUUUCACAAAAAUUGAUACAAUUUGUCAGUUAGUUAAACAAGAUGUAAAUCGCAUCGAUCAUGACUCCAUUUCCUUCAGUUUUAUAUCAUCAAAUGAUGUAGCAAAUCAAAAUUUAAAUGAACUGGAUGUGUCUUUUAUGUACACACAAAUAUUGAAAGAAAUUCUCCUUGAAAUUGAAUAUAAUGAUCAAUCUUUUAGAGAACUGAUCGACUACCUUCGUGAAUUGUUUGAUGAAAAUGAUCCAGAAAUGCAACUUAUUGCUAAGUUUGAAAAAGAUUAUUACUCUCAAACACCCAUUUGGUGGUACACAUACCCAUGUUUCAUUUACUCUAUAUUGAAUCAAGCACUACGCACCCACGAAACGCAUACAAUUAUCAAGAUGGGCAUUUUUAUUCGAGAUCUCCAUCGACAAAUUGAGCAACUUCAUUUGGAUCAAUCAGCUGAUGAACAGAUGCAAUCAUUCAUUGUUUAUCGAAGUCAAGGUUUAUCGAAAUCUGAUUUUGAUAAAAUGAUGAAAACAAAAGGUGGACUUAUGUCGUUUAAUAGUUUUUUGUCAACAAGUAAAGAACGAGAUGUUGCUCUCGUUAUGGCUGACAGUAAUGGACUUAAUGAACAUUCAAUUGGAAUCCUUUUUGAAAUAACUGUUCAUCGAUCAAUUUCAUCAUCUCCUUUUGCCAGUCUUGAUAAUAUCAGUUACUUUAAUCAGCUAGAACAGGAAAUUCUCUUUUCAAUGCAUACUGUUUUUCGUAUCGUUGAAAUCGAACAAAUGGAUGAUACAAAUCAUAUCUGGCAAGUGAAAUUAACAUUAACUGAUGACACUGAUCAGCUGCUUACUUGUCUUACCGAAUAUAUGCGAUACGAAACUCGAGGAUCGACAGGAAGAGAUCGAUUGGGACACUUAUUACUUAAAUUAGACGAGUAUGACGCAGCUGAAGCCGUGUAUCGAGUUUUACUAGAUCAACCGUUGGAUGAUGGAGAGAGAGCACAUUUCUAUUUUAUGUUAGGACACAUAAAAAAUGAUCAAAAAAAUCCUAAAGAGGCGCUUUCUCUGUGUGAAAAGUCUCUGGAAAUAUAUGAGCAAAUUCGCUCUCCAAAUCAUCUUGAUAUUGCCAGCUGCUAUCACCUCAUUGGACGCUGCUACAAACUUAUGCACGAUUACAAAAAUGCGAUUUUAUUUUUGGAAAAAGCUCAUGAAAUUGCCAAAAUAAAAUUUCCUCCAUAUGAUCAUGGUUUACUCAACUCCUUUAUAUCCAUGGGUUCUCUGUAUGAAAGCAUGAAUAAUGAGACUAAAGCACUUUGGUUUUACGAGGAAGCACUUAAAAUUGGGAAAAAUAAUUUUCCUCCUAACCAUCCUUCGAUUGCUGUUAUUUAUAACAAUAUCGCUCAUGUAUACUCAAAGCUACACGAGAACUCGAAAGCAAUUUUGUUUACUCAAAAAGCUUUCGAAAUUAAACAGAAAAGUCUUCUUUCUAAUGAUUCAUCCUUUUCCAAGCUAUACGGUCGACUUGGUACAAUAUAUCAGGAAACUGGUCAUUACUCGAAAGCACUUUAUUUUUACGAUCAAGAACGCCAACAAGAACAAAAAACUCCACGUGUAAAUCACUAUCAUUUAUAUGCUAUUAAUUUCUGCAUUGGAACAGUAUAUUAUCAAAUGUGUGAAUACUCGAAAGCAAUUUCAACUUACGAAAUAGCUAUAGAACACUACAAAAAAUUGAAUCAAUCGGAUGAUGAAGACUUAGCUAAUAUCUUUAUGGCAAUUGGCACUACAUAUAAUGAUAUGGGCGAACACGCGAGCGCAAUAAUAUUUUAUGAAAAAGUCCUUAAAAUACAACAGCAAUACCUUCCACCAAACCAUUCAAAGUUAGGUAAUAUGUAUAAUAAGAUUGGUUUGAUAUAUUGCCACAAAGAAAAGUAUACCACGGCACUUUCAUAUCUUGAAAAAUUUCUUGAUAUACAACAGCAAACAUAUCCUUUGAAUCAUUCAGAAUUAUCUGCUGCUUAUAACAAUAUUAGUGGAAUAUACUGUAAAAUGGGAGACUUUUCUAAAGCACUUUUUUUUAUUGAGAAAGCGUUAGAAACUAGUGAAUAUUACUCUUCUUCUAAUGAUGAAAAUUUUCCUAUUCUCUACAAUACUCUUGGCUCCAUCUAUUCCAAUAUGUAUGAUUAUCCGAAAGCACUUUCAUAUUAUGAACUUGCUCUUGAUAUUGCAAAAAAUAUAUUACCAUUAGAUCAUCAUCAUGUUCAACUGCUUCAAAAAAAUAUUAAAUUAUUGAAAAAGAAAAUGUUAUUAUAA